AUGUCUACUUUCUACGAAUUGACACCCAAAGAUGCCAAGGGCAACGACUACCCAUUUGCCGACCUCAAGGGGAAGGUUGUGGUGAUCAUCAACGUCGCUUCCAAGUGUGGAUUCACCUCGCAAUACAAGGAGUUGGAGGAGUUGAACAAGAAGUACGAGGGCAAGAACGUGCAAAUCUUGGGAUUCCCAUGCAACCAGUUCGGUGGCCAGGAGCCAGGAACUGCCGAUGAAAUCGCCUCUUUCUGCUCAUUGAACUACGGAGUCACCUUCCCCGUGUUGAGCAAGAUCGAAGUCAACGGUUCCAACGAAGACCCCGUCUACAAGUUCUUGAAGUCGCAAAAGUCCGGUCUCUUGGGCAUGAACAGAAUCAAGUGGAACUUCGAGAAGUUCUUGAUUGACCAGAACGGUAAGGUGGUGGAGAGAUUCUCCUCGUUGACCAAGCCUUCUUCUAUUGCCCCAAAGAUCGAUGCUUUGUUGAAGUAG
This is a messenger RNA of Suhomyces tanzawaensis NRRL Y-17324, 483 nucleotides long. Its product is annotated as glutathione peroxidase. Gene Ontology annotation, biological process: response to oxidative stress. The transcript has a single exon. NCBI's taxonomy places the organism in Eukaryota, Fungi, Ascomycota, Pichiomycetes, Serinales, Debaryomycetaceae. The record is from RefSeq and is a predicted model, not a curated record. Gene Ontology annotation, molecular function: glutathione peroxidase activity. Bases 1 to 483 code for a protein of 160 amino acids.